Nezara viridula (southern green stink bug) is the source of this 290-nucleotide messenger RNA. Lineage: Eukaryota; Metazoa; Arthropoda; Insecta; Hemiptera; Pentatomidae. The record is from the annotation of a GenBank genome assembly.
AUGCUAUCUUAUUUGUUUUGCCUCUCUUUCAAUCUACACUGUAUUAAUACUAAAUUUAGUUAUCCAGAGUGCUUACCCAAAUUUUUUCAUGGCAUCCCCUGCUUUGAAGAAAAUUCAACAUUUUUUGAUAAGCUUACAUUAAGUUGGGAAAAUACUUAUAAUUUUAAUUAUUUAAUUAUCAGUAUUGGAGGCUUAAUAAUGCAUAGUUAUGUUGAAUGGACUUGGGUUUCUUCAAAUUUUAUAACAAAUCUUCUUGUUAAUUUUGAAAGUGGCCUAACUCCAUUCUUGGU